Mesorhabditis belari is the source of this 1875-nucleotide messenger RNA. The record is from the annotation of a GenBank genome assembly. Lineage: Eukaryota; Metazoa; Nematoda; Chromadorea; Rhabditida; Rhabditidae.
AUGAAGUUGACACUGUUGGGUGCCGUUUUAUUGAAUGUGGCUAUUGCCCAAUUCUCGUGCCCUGCUGAAUUUACCUACAAUAAUGCCCUUGGAGCUUGUUUAAGCACUUACACUUUCUAUUCUAGCUGGAGCUCUGCCAACUUCUACUGUAAUUAUGCUGGAGCCAGCUUGCUCUCCGUGCACAACGCUAUGCAGAACUCACUGUAUGCUCAGAUUCAAAAAAAUCAAACUGGAGACAAUCGUGGCUGGCUGGGAUUGACGAAGAAUGGGAGUAUGUGGAUGUGGACUGAUGGAACACCCUUCGACUACAACAGAGUGCAAGGCACUCAAGGAAACUGUGUCUACCUUGACUCAAACGAUUUGUUCUGGAAAGGAGCGGAUUGCAGCGUUGAUCUCCCGUUCCUCUGCACCGUUCCAGCAGGCAACGGAACUCGAGCUCAAACCACUACACAACCAUCGUUAUUCAAUGUCACGACAACCAACAUUCCAAACACACCAGCCAAUCUCAAUUGUCAAUCAGUCAAUCAACAAUCAUUGUACACCUGUCAACAGGGCUGGCAAUACUUUCCAACAACCGGAUAUCAAUAUAUGGUGAUCUAUGAGAGCGAUUACAACACCGGAGAAGCUUAUUGUGUGAGCCAAGGAGGCCAUCUUGCGUCAGUUCACAGUGCUGAAGAGAACAACUUCAUCACAAAUCUUUGUUGUCCCACUGGCUGCUCGUUUUCGAACAACGAUGGUCGUUAUGGACAGUAUGUGCUUGGAGCCUAUGAGCAAGGUGGCUCGUUCUUCUGGAGUGAUGGAACUCCGUUCGAUUACUCAGGCAGUCAAUGCUUUGACGAACACUUGGAUAACUCGGUCCUUUUGGUGUCCAACUACCUCAACUGUGACAUUUGCGGAACUCCCGGAAAUUGGUUCUGGGAGGAGCUCUACUUUGGAAGUGUUCUGGUAGGAAAUCCCGGUCAAACACUCACCGUCGAUUUUGAUACCGGUUCGGAUAUGUUUUGGGUGCCUUGUAAUUGUAAACUUGGUGACAUCGGUCUACAAGAUCCUUUCGAGAUAAACUCUUGCGCCUCACAUACUCAUGUUUUCAAUCCAAAAGCGUCAAAGACAAACCGCAUGACCUCGACACCGUUCAGCAUUCAGUAUGGGAGUGGUUUUGUGGAUGGUCGUGUGAUGUAUGAUAGGCUUUGUAUUCCAGGCACAGCUCAUUGCACACCAAGACCACAGAAAAUGGGAUGCACUUCAUUUACGGACUCUGGCUUUCGAAAUGCUCCUGGUAGCAUUGAUAGCGAUGGCUUGAUGGGAUUGGCUUAUGUUUAUGGAAAAAUGGGUGACUCGCUGAUACGAUCGAUUUUCAACAGUGCCAAUUGCAAGCUUGAAAUAUUUGCUUUCUACUUGAGCAACUCUGGAGACAAAACAAAGAGCGAGAUGACGAUUUGUGGAACCGAUCCAGCACAUUAUAUUGCACCACUCCGUUUCCUCAGUGUUGACAAAUCGAGUUACUAUUGGACUGUGGCUUUAAGUCGAGUGCAAUGGGGAGGGAAAACGCAAUGGACAAAAUCGGCGCUGAAUGCAGUCCUUUUUGAUACUGGAACAACUGGAAUUUACUUGCCCGGUUCGCUUGUAAAUAAAAUUGAAUCCGCGUGUGGCAAGUGUAGUUGUCCGACAUUAAUCUUUACCUUGAAUGGACAUACAUUUUCUCUCCCUGGCAGUUAUUAUGUGGACUCUUCAUGCACUUUGUUGAUCUUUUCUUCCGAUGAGAUCUCGAUUGCUGCCGGUUUGAAUGCACAAUGGAUUCUCGGUGACGCGUUUCUUCGACGAUUCUAUUCAGUCUACGAUUAUGCACAUGGACGAGUUGGGUUGGCUCCUCGACGA